AGUCAGGGGAGUGAGAAUGUUGGAGAAAGUUCGAAAGUUUGUCAUCGUCGCCGUUUUGCUAUCGGCGUUCACUUUGACAAACUGUGAACUAGUGUUCAAGUAUGGACCGAGAUUGGAUGAAAAAUUGAAAACCUUAGAAGAUGACCAAAUGUCCUUGGAACUCGACUCCUCAUUCCGUUUCUUUGGAACAGACUACUUUUCGGCAACUGUACAUGCGAAAGGUUUCGUUACCCUUCAUCCAAGUAUCCAAACUUAUAAUCCGGGGAUUAAUUUGGAGAAGACAAAAGCUUUUAUCGGACCCUUCUACUCAGAUAUAAGCUUACCGAUAAACGGAUCUGUUUGGUAUAGAAAGACAAAUGAUCCAUCUACUCUUGAAACAUUUAGAUCCCUACUAAUUAAGGCGAGGUUGUCAGCAGACGACGCUUCGGAUAUAAAAGAUGUUUUCGUCUUCACAUGGGAAAAGGUUGGAAAAAUGGAAGAAAGAUCAAACAUACCGGAAACGAAUACUUUUCAAUUAGCGCUCGCUCGUAAAAUGAAUAAAUAUUAUGUAUUUAUUCAAUACGAAAGAAUUGAAUGGACUGUUGUACAAACAUCCGAUAUGUUUUCAAAACCUUUAGCCGCAUUAAGUGAUGGUUUUGGCAAAGUUAUUACUCUUCCUGGUUCCGGAACAAUUAAUACGCAAAAUUUGGUGAAAUAUUCCAAUAUUGGUGAAGCUGGAAAGUUUCUUUUUGACGUUUCAAUGGAAAAAGUUUAUCCAACAAACUUUGAAAUGGUUGCAAAGAAAUUGAAUUGCCAAAAAGGUAGUGCAUUUUGCAGUGCUCAAAAAGGUGUAGAAUGUAUACCACAUUAUGAAGGAUUUUGCUGUAGCAGCUGCCCAAAAGGUUCUGUUGGGAACGGUUUUAAUUGUGUUAAAUUACCAGUAGGCGAAGCAAACCAAAAUUAUAUCUGGUACUUUAGUCAUGCGCUGUCAGUAAGUUUGAAUGGUGAAAAGGGAACUUUCAAACUACAAGUAUUAGAAGAAGGAAGCGGCGAGCAUUACAUGUUCCUAAACGAAUUGGACGGAGUUACCAGCCGGAAAGAAAUACUUAUGAAAUUACUUCCAAUUUCGCCAUUAGGUUUCGUUUUCUUUUGGUUACAUGGACCAGGAUUCAAUGGAUUCGAAUUAACCGGCGGCAAUUUGAGAAGAAAAGCCAGAAUUUAUAAACGAAAUGAUCGUAGCUUCAAUAUAACUAUAGACCAAAACCUCGAGGCAGCUGACGAUAAUUGGCCGUACGUGACGACGACUAUUACCGGAAACCUUCCGGCCGGAAAUGAGAGAGACUGGUUCCUUUCGGAAGAAAUCAAUACUUUCCGCUACAUCCGAGUAGGAAGAGGAAAAUACACAAUGAAUAAUCCAUUAAAGAUUCAGAAUAAAGAAACAAAAGUUUUCGUUGAUUAUGAAGUUAGAGAUGAAAUUGUGUUUGAUGAAUGUAAGGAAAGGAAUGACAUUCCAGAAUUUCAUCUUAGUUUGAGCAUGUUGUCGAAUUGGUACGAAAGUGAUCUCAACAGAUGGUCUUUUAUAUACAAGGGCAGCAUUGUGAUGAACAGCGACAGCCCAUGCGUUAAAAAUAAAAUAGAUUGCGGUCCGAAUGGGCAUUGCGCAUAUAAUUCGUUUUCAACUAAAUGUGAAUGUAAUGUCGGGUAUGAAGAAGACGUUCGUGGUCAUCCUUGUAUUGAUACGGAUGAAUGCUACACAUCGGACCCUUGCGACCCUAAUGCUUUUUGCCAAAAUACUCCAGGCAGUUUCACUUGCACUUGUAAAUCCGGUUAUAUUGGUGAUGGACAAGUUUGUAAUCCCAUUGACAAUAAUUUAUGUGGAGGAAAAGUCUGUAUAGAAAACGAAGAGUGUUGGGAAAACAAAUGUGAAUGUAAACAUGGUUACGAAAGAGAUGAAGGAACUUAUCUAUGCGUUAGCAAAAAUUUAUGUAACGGAGUAAUUUGCCCUGAAAGUGAAGAAUGUAAAAGAGAUUACAGUGGGAAAGAUUACUGCGAUUGCAAACAGGAUUAUGUCCGUAAGCAGGGUGUUUGCGUCUGGUCAACUGACAAAUGCGCUGGAUUCUGUACUGAAGAUGAAGAGUGUAGAGAGGAACAGCAACGCUUCUAUUGCGUGUGCGUUGCGAGUGCUUCGGGAGAAGUUGGAGCGUGCGAUGAGGGAACUAGACGAGAAAUUUGUUAUGGAAGCGAAAAAUGCCUUAUAGAUGCUCAUUGUGAUGAUGUUUUGGGUUAUUGUAAAUGUAAUAGUGGAUUCGAAGGGGACGGUUAUCAACGGUGCGAUCGUAUUUCAAGUCGAUGCUCGAGGGAUGAAGAUUGUGAUCUGAAUGCCCUUUGUCAAUACGAUGGGUACGAACGUAAUUGCGUUUGUAAAGAUGGCUACGAAGGAAAUGGGCAAACUUGCUGGAAAAAGGGUUGUGAAAGGGAUGAUGAAUGCGAUCCAAGAGCUCGCUGCCUAUCAAAAACUUGCGUCUGUACUGAAGGUUACAUCAUGUCCAAUAAUAUUUGCGUACCUUCAGGAUCGAGAUGUGAGAGAGAUGACGAAUGCGAUAUCAAUGCUCGAUGUCAGUACGAUAGCAGUUUAGGAUAUAAUUCAUGCGUCUGCUUCAGAGGUUUCGAAGGAGAUGGCAAAAUUUGUAAGGAAAGAGAUGCCUGUAUAGGUGUUACAUGCGGACCAAACGAAGAAUGCGUAAGCAGCACAGACUACCUGAUUGGAUACCAGUGUGAAUGCAUUAGCGGUUACAGGAGAUCAGGAUCAGAAUCUGAGUGUAAGAAGGAAUGCGGCGAUGAAGUGUGCGACGCCAGGGCGACAUGCGUUACUUCUGAAGAUUUUAGAGGAAUGAGGUGUAAGUGCAAUGAGCCACUUUUUGGGAAUGGUUUGAUGUGUUUCGACAACGAGCCAGAUUGCUUCAAUUACGCUGGUUUAUGCGAUUCAAGCGCCCGUUGCGAUUAUGAAACUGGAAGAUGUAAAUGUAGAGAUGACGAAUACGGGGAUCCAUACUACAUGUGCAAGAUAAAGCCCAAUACCUGCGAAUACUAUCCGGAAAUCUGUCAUCCAAUGGCCGAGUGCAAAAAUGAAAUGUGCGAAUGUAUGCUAGGAUAUAGCGGAGAUGGUGAGAGAACUUGCGAAGAGAUUAAAGAACCAAAGGUUAAAAGUAUACUUUUGGCACGACACGAUAGCAUUUAUAGAAUACCCCUUCCGUCUAAAGAAAGUCCAUUGUCACCCAAGUUUAACGUUACAGCGAAUCUUUUACAGGCAAAAAAACGUGAGUAUCCGCGGAACAAUCCCAUGAGCAUGCAGCCCCAACCCAGCCAAGCUUUACCCGCCAUCAUGGAGUUCUUCAAAGCAGGCCAGAUCAUCGUCAGCGUCGAUUACAACUGUGAAAAUCACGAGAUCUACUACGGGGAUUCCGUAGGUCAUAAAAUUGUUCGAUAUAAUAGUACAACAGGCAAAGAGGAGACAAUCUUAGCCGGUAGAAGAUUUAGAAGAAGAAGAAAGUUUAAGUCGAGGGCUUCCAAUGAAUACGUAUCGAAGCCGCAGGGCAUGGCUUACGAUUGGACAACAAAGAAUCUUUAUUAUACAGAUAGAGACGCUUUACUCGUCGGCGUUGUAAACGUUGUAACGAAAAAGGUUAAAGUAUUAGCUGAAAAUAAAGUUAAGAAACCCCGCGGAAUAGCUAUAGAUCCGGAAGAAGGGCUAAUCUUCUGGACGGACUGGGAGACCUCAAAACCGCGUAUCGAAAGAAUGAAUAUGGACGGAUCCGAUAGGAGGGUCAUCUUUCAGGGUAGCAGGGGUGAUGUUUUGAACGACGUAGCUGUGAAUAGAAGAUGGAAAACUCUGUGUUGGUGCAAUGCCCGAAUGCCUGGAAUCAUUCAAUGCUCCCAGUACGAUGGCACAAAGCGGAAGAUAAUCUUCCAGAAUGCCGGAAAGCCGUUCGGUUUGUUAAUAGUCAAACGGAACGCGAUCUGGUCGGAUCGGGAAGAAAAACAAGUAGAAAGCGUACCGCUAGACGGAAUUAUGCCUGAAUCUCCUACUAAAAUACGGACGCCAUUAACCGGGUCUAGAGUGCCUCUUGGAAUUGCUGCUAUUCCUGAAAAUUGCCCGCCUGUGAGCAACUGGUGCCAACGAGAUCCUUGCUAUUCGGAAAAGGAAAUCUGCCUCCAAACUAAAGUGGGUAGAAAAUGCGUUUGUCCAGGAGAAGAUUGUUAAGAAGAAUUAAAGCCUAGCGCAAUUAAUUAUUUUUAUACAUUUUAUCCAAAAAAUCAAACCAUAAAAAAAAAAAAGAAACGACGUAUUUGUCUUGAAAACAAUAUGAAAUUAAAUUACAAUCUUUAAAGAGCCAGAAAACAAAUACGCUGUAUAAACCAAAAACGAAUUGAAAACUAUGUACUCAUUUUUUUCUGUUUUCAAAACUUUUCUUUUUUUUUUUUCUUUUAAAAACAAAAAUACUGCCUCGUAUCUGCAAUUUUUAUUUGAGCUUAGUUUUAAAAUAAAAGCUGAUGAAAAGGUGAAAAAGAAUGGAAACAAAACAAAAAUAUAUAUAUAUAUAUAUAUAUUUAUAUAUAAAUAAUCUAUUACCCUAUUAUUCAAUCCAAUCUUUCUCACCAUUAUUUGAAAUAUAGUUAGGGUACGAUCAAGGGAUUAUUAGAUUUUAAAAAAAAGAAAGAACCUAUGCAAUAUUUUCAAGGAAUGUCUUUUAUGUACGGUUUUUCGUUUUUGUAAAUUUUGUACAAUAAAAAUGUUUGCUAGGAUUACUAUCAUAGAACGCCUAUGCUCAUACCACACACGAAACAGUUAAGCUAACACUUAAUCCGCCAGCAAAGUGUGUUCUGACAAACAGACACAAAACAGACGCGAGCAUCCUCGCUUAACCUCAAUCAAAACUAAUGUCAGCGCCGCGAGCAACAGACGUUCGGUGAUAGUUCGCAGAAAAAUAAACAACAAUACGAGUCGUACGUGCGAGAAAUCACACCCUUGUCAAUGACAGGAUGAUUUUGGAUUAAUUACAAAUUCUUUUUUACUUUCAUUGAAACUAAUGACCAAGGUAGAACUAGCUGUGCCAUCUAUAUUUUGCUAUUUAUGAAUAUGUAUAUCAAUAUAUAUAUAUAUAUAUAUAUAUAUAUAUAU
Dimorphilus gyrociliatus is the source of this 5158-nucleotide messenger RNA. NCBI's taxonomy places the organism in Eukaryota, Metazoa, Annelida, Polychaeta, Dinophilidae. The record is from the annotation of a GenBank genome assembly.